Messenger RNA from Centropristis striata (black sea bass), 412 nucleotides. RefSeq names its product cytochrome c oxidase subunit 7C, mitochondrial. NCBI's taxonomy places the organism in Eukaryota, Metazoa, Chordata, Actinopteri, Perciformes, Serranidae. The transcript is spliced from 3 exons. The coding region runs from base 87 to 278 and encodes 63 amino acids. Gene Ontology annotation, biological process: mitochondrial electron transport, cytochrome c to oxygen. The record is from RefSeq and is a predicted model, not a curated record.
UUCUUUGCGCCGCUCUACAGCUCAGGAACAAGAAGGUCGCGCAUAACAACGUUGUACAGAGACAGCAAAGAAAGCAAACUGCAAUCAUGCUUGGACAAGCUGUAAGGCGGUUCACCACGUCUGCUAUUCGUUCUUCACACUAUGCUGAAGGACCAGGGAAUAACCUGCCAUUUUCCGUGGACAACAAAUGGCGUCUGUUUGGCAUGAUGCUGGUGUUCUUCGGCAGUGGCUUUGCAUUCCCCUUCAUUGUCGUCAGACAUCAGAUCCUGAAGAAGUAAAAUGGACCAGUUGUAUUACUCAGCCUUGAAGGUCGUCAGCUGGAACAUAUUUAUCCAUCAGAGUGCUAUCCAUGCAGAAGAAUGGGAAUCUAUUAAUUUUCUUUGUAAAUAAAGGUUACUCAAAUAUAUAACAA